This is a messenger RNA of Ixodes scapularis (black-legged tick), 1707 nucleotides long. RefSeq lists its product as uncharacterized. The coding region runs from base 73 to 1707 and encodes 544 amino acids. Lineage: Eukaryota; Metazoa; Arthropoda; Arachnida; Ixodida; Ixodidae. The record is from RefSeq and is a predicted model, not a curated record. The transcript is spliced from 6 exons.
GAGGAGCCGAACGAGCGCUUUGGUUUGGUUUUCCGCCGUGUCGAUCUCGACUUCGAACGUCGCCGCUCGGCAAUGCCGACCGGGUGCUCCGUUCUCCUGUGUCCUAACCGGACUGCACAAAGCCCUCUUGUCCGUGCUAAAAAGCUCCAGUUCCAUCGUUUACCACGCGAAGAACGUCUCAGAAGUGAGUGGUGUGGAAGGAUUGGUAGAAGGGACCCUGGACAGGCAGACGUGCGCGUGUGCUCCGAACACUUCGACAGCGACCACGACUACCGUCGCCUGCCAAGUGUUCUUCGCGAUGCCGGGCAGACGAUGAAGAACGUCUACCUGAAGCCAGAUGCUAUUCCUUCGCUCCGACUGCCCCCCACUGCGAAGCGCCUCUCCCCUGCCAAGGACCCAGCCGUGCCAACGUCGAAGCGCCGAAGAACUGAGAACGAUGAGCCGGUGGAGGUGGAUUGCUUCGAGAGGACCACACCUCGCGAGCACAGCUGUCAUUGUCGUCACCGACCGGCGACACGCGACACAGCGGUCCAGGCCGACCUGCAUGAAAAUCCGGGACCCGCACAGACUCCGAGGCCGCCUGGCACGAAGGACAGUUCUGUGGGCACAGACCGAUGGCUGGGAAAGCGAUCUACCGGCACGCAGUGGAAUGCCUACGCCAAAGGUAUCACCGCCCACUGGGUACAGACCGAGGACUUGGAGACACCCGACAGUAGCAGCACCACUGCCGGCAGCAACAGCACAACCACUGCCGCAGCCUUCGCCUCCACCACCACUACCUCUGCAGUGCCACCGCGAAGACCGGGCCCAGCAUGUGCAAUGAGCCCUGUCCUCAGUGAUUCGGACGAGGAGGAGGAGGAAGAAGAGGACGACGACGACGGCGACGACUGCGACGAUGACCCUCUGUGGGAGCCACCCACCAAAGGAGGCUUUGUCGAGAGUGCCACCACUGUGUCCGGAGAGCCAGACUACAAAGAACGAAAGUUCCUCGUGUUUGAGAGCAGCCUGCGGCAGUUGUUUGCGGUCUGCCAGACGUGCUACAGCCCCUGCAGUGUGUCACUGAGCACGAUUGGCACGCUCCUGACGGUGCACACCUCUUGCCCCGCUGGGCAUAAGAACCGUUGGGACAGUCAGCCCUACAUCAACGGCAGGCCUCUGGGGAACCUCCUCAUCACCAGCUUCGUCCUGUUCACGGGGGCCUCCCCAACCAUCACGCUGCGCCUGCUCCGCCUAAUGAACAUCGUGGUGAUCUCAAUGAAGACAUACACAAACUACCAGCGGGCAAUUUUGAUCCCAGCUGUUGAACAGGUGUGGGAGGAGGAGCAGGAGAAGCUGUUGGGAGAGCUCCGUGACCAACCCCUUGACCUUGCUGGUGACGGGAGGUGCGACUCCCCGGGCUACAGCGCAAAAUAUCUGACGUACUCUCUUCAUGCACCCCACGUGAACAAGAUCGUUCACUUAGAACAGGUUCAGGCAGGAGAGUGUGAGGCGGUUCCCAACAGUGGAAGUAUGGAGAAGGAAGGCCUGAUCAGGUCCCUGGCCUUUGCAAGGGAGAAGGAGCUGACAGUGCGGUCCCUGGCCACGGACAGGCACCGCUCAAUCGCCAAGCACAUGAGGGAGAAAGAGUCGGCUGUCCUCCACUUCUUCGACAUCUGGCAUGUGUCAAAGAGUAAAUGGCAUUUCUCAUGGUCCUAUUACCGUACAUAA